AAUAUAAAAAGGUUGAAAAUUUAAGGCGAAUACGCAAACAGUAACUGUAGAGGAUCAAGAAAUGGUGAACUGGGGAAUUGCAGAACUCCACAGAAACUCAGGCAACUGGGACAACGUAGUUAAAGAUAUAGUGAAGAUGGAGAAAAAGAUUUUCCCAAAACACGAAUCACUUGCUCGAUCGUUUGAUGAAGAACUCAAGAAAAGGAACAGUGGGCUGCUUUACUCCCAGGUUGAAGAUGGUGAUGUUGCUGGCUAUGUCAUGUACUCUUGGCCUUCUUCGAUUUCUGCUUCCAUUACAAAACUUGCAGUGAAGGAAAAUCAUCGAGGACGAGGGCUUGGAGAAGCAUUGCUGGAGGAAGCGAUCCACAAAUGCAGAACAAGAAAGAUCCAAAGGGUAUCCCUUCAUGUUGAUCCUGAAAGAACUGCAGCUAUGAACCUCUACAAGAAACUAGGAUUCAAAGUGGAUACUCUUGUUGAGGGUUAUUAUUCCCCAGAUCGAAAUGCUUACAGAAUGUACCUUGAUUUUCAAACAGAUUAACUUAAUCAAGUGUUCAUGAAAUUCAUAUAUCACCGUUUGUUUUUUAAUUUUAUUUUAUAGUGAAA
Coffea eugenioides is the source of this 603-nucleotide messenger RNA. Its product is annotated as N-alpha-acetyltransferase 11. The transcript has 2 exons. Lineage: Eukaryota; Viridiplantae; Streptophyta; Magnoliopsida; Gentianales; Rubiaceae. Gene Ontology annotation, molecular function: acyltransferase activity, transferring groups other than amino-acyl groups. The coding region runs from base 62 to 538 and encodes 158 amino acids. The record is from RefSeq and is a predicted model, not a curated record.